Molecule: messenger RNA, 4841 nt
Organism: Labeo rohita (rohu)
Lineage: Eukaryota; Metazoa; Chordata; Actinopteri; Cypriniformes; Cyprinidae
Gene: syt11b
Product: synaptotagmin XIb
Exons: 4
Coding region: 209-1591 (460 amino acids)
Biological process (GO): calcium-ion regulated exocytosis; regulation of dopamine secretion; regulation of calcium ion-dependent exocytosis
Cellular component (GO): axon; membrane; synapse
Molecular function (GO): SNARE binding; clathrin binding; phosphatidylserine binding
Source: RefSeq, a predicted model, not a curated record
UCAAUCUGACGCAGUGCAUCCCGACGCUCAGCAUCCUUCAGCGCGCAGCAUCCGACAACGGCCUGUACCGGAGCAGAGACGAGGACACCGCGUUCCGUAGAGAUGUAGCAAUGAAUUAUCUACAUUAUAUCAGCUAAACGAAGGAGCGUCGACAUUUAUUGUUUAUUCCACGCCUGUUAUUCGGAUCGCAUCGCGCCCAACCCUCAAAAUGGCUGAGAUCACUGAAAUACGCGCGGCGUACGAUAUGUCCCCAGUGCUGGCGGGGUUUAUCGGUGCCGGUGUGUUGGUCGUUGCAGUCUUCGCAUUAAUCUUUGUGUGGACUUGCUGUCAGAAACAUUACAACAGGACAAACUACAAGCUUCACGGGAUCCAAUCGGAACAAAGCGAUCCUCUCACAGACCCACCGUACAGGUUUAUUCACAUGCUGAAAGGAAUGAGCAUCUACCCCGACACGCUUACCAGCAGCAAGAGGAUCAUACGAGUGGCACGCCAGGCCAGAUCCCAGACAACCGACGGGGCUCAAAGAAACAAGGGGCGCCCAGUGGUGCUGGUAGAUAUGGAUUCGGCAGCAGAAAGCGGCUUGCUGGGAGAGGAACAAAUGCAGAUGAGAAUUGGGGAAAGUGGUCAUGAGGUUCCCAAACUGGAGAGGGAACUUCCUGUGCAUGCGGAUUACUGCUGUCUGGACAGCAGCUCUGCAAGCAGCAGUCAGACCUCCAGUACAACGGUUUCCAGCACAGCUACGCCCUUCACCCCUGCAGAUGAGCCGAGCCGAGGAGAUCUCAGCAUUGCAAUCGAUUACAACUUCCCCAAGAAGGCCUUGGUGGUCACCAUCCUGGAAGCUCGGGGGCUACCGGCAGUGGAAGGUCAGGUGGGCAGCGCCGACCCCUAUGUGAAGAUGACCAUUCUCCCAGAGAAGAAACAUCGCGUUAAGACUCGGGUCCUGAGGAAGACUCUGGAACCGGCGUUUGAUGAGACCUUCACAUUUUAUGGCGUGCCGUACAGCUCCCUGUCGGAUCUCACUCUGCACUUCCUGGUGCUGAGCUUUGACCGAUUCUCACGAGAUGAUGUGAUAGGGGAGGCGAUGGUACCGCUGGCAGGCGUGGACCCUAGUACAGGCCGGGUCCAUAUUACGCAACAGAUCACAAAGAGAAGUAUGCAGUGUGUGAGCCGUGGAGAGCUGCUGGUCUCUCUGUCCUAUCAGCCUGUUUCUCACAGACUGAGUGUUGUGGUGUUAAAAGCGAAACACCUUCCAAAAUUAGACAUCACCGGCCUAUCUGGAAAUCCGUACGUGAAGUUGAAUGUGUUCUAUGGCCACAAGCGCAUUGCCAAGAAGAAAACGCACGUGAAGAAAUGCACGCUUAAUCCAGUCUUUAACGAAUCCUUCAUCUAUGACGUGCCAGCUGAGUUGCUUCCAGACAUCUCUAUCGAGUUCCUGGUCAUGGACUUUGACCGCACUACUAAAAACCAGGCCUUGGGACGCCUGGUACUCGGCGCAAACAGCCCCUGCCCAUCGGGAGCUGCCCACUGGCAAGAGGUCUGCCAAAACCCACGGCGCCAAAUCUCAAAGUGGCACACGCUCAACGAAUAUUAGAGAUUCACCACGCUCUCUCUCCGCACACACGCUCAAACACAGGCACACAGGAAACUAAUAACGAGAGAGAGAGAUCUGGGAAAAGAUGCCUUUGUUACCAUGGAAGGUAACUGAUCUUCAGGAGGACUUGUACAAAAAAUAAAUAAAAAGACUUAAGGCAACUUUUGCAUCAUUGCUGAUGCAAUGAUGGGCCUCGGAAAUGAAUCUUUUUAAAAACACAAAAUCACACUUUCUCACGCAGUUGCUCACAUAUACUAAACACGCACACACAUAUGAACACAAACAUACAUGAUAAAUAAUAAACGAGACCAAAACAACAAAAAACAGACUGUUAGGAACUUAUGAGGUUUGGGAUUCUGUAACUGUCCUAAUAAAACUUAACGCAUGUCUUAACGCUCCAUAUUUCACUCCAGUACAGGACAUUGUGUGGAUUUGUGAUGCUGGCGCACAUUAAACAGGCUCUCUCUUUUUUUUGACGCAUCCGAUUUCUGAAAUUCCACAUUUUUUGACGUUUGUGGAAGGAGUUUUGAAAGAACUUGUGACGCACGUCCUUUGAUACGUACUGAUUCUCCACUGUACGAGAAAUACACUCAAGUGACGCAGAGGUUGUAUGAUCAACGCUGAAGUAUGGUUUGUUCUGUUCUGUUUUGGAGAUUCCUGCUGUGUCACAUUCUCCACAGCUACACGUUGAGUCAUGUGAUUGUACAACAAUAGCCCUAUUGGCAGCACUCUGGGCCAGAUUUAUUGCUUGUGCAAUGAUUUCAUCACGCACUUUGAAUAAAUCUGGUCCUGAACUACUUAUUCUGCACUGCUAUGCUACAAACUCACUCUGAAUGUCACUGUCUGUAUGAAUGUCAUACAUCAGUGCUUCAUUUCACCAUAAAACAGUGGUUCACUGUUUUGUAGAUUGUACUAGCCAAUGUCAUCAAAUGGCCUUUUUGAGGUGGAUUGGAUUCACUUUCAUUUUAAAUCCUGUGUGAUAUAGAGAUAGACAAAGAGGUGUUUUCGUAGUUUGGAGCUGGAAAGCUCUGGUAUAUUUCGGGGUCGUUCUGAGCCCUUUGGUGUGAUGUUUGAGCAAUGGAAAGAUAUGUAGCGUUUUAUCAUUUGUAGUUCAUAAAGUCAAGGAGGGAAGAUGUUCAUGUAAUUCUAUCAUAUAACAACAGUCUGUUCUUCUAGCAUACCUCAUCACUUCAGUUUCACUUUUUUUUGUCUUAUACCACUGUCACAUCUCUCUUUUAUGAUGAGAACAAAUGUCAUGCUAAUCGAUUUGUACUGUGCUUUCCCUCAAGAUCUAGAUGGUAUGCCAGUGUGCCUGCCAAUUGCCUGGGCCUUUAUUUAUGAUUGGUGCUCCUCUCUGUUCAUUUACCAAGUCUGAGGUCUGAAUUUGGCAUAGAGUGUACUGUAUUUCAUAUGGAGUAAGAAUUGAGAUUUGGAACCAAUACUGGAAACAAAUGACAUUUGGCAUGCAUUUUUUAGCUAAUGCUAUAUUAAAAACUUUGGAGUUUCCUGUUUUGUAAAUUUUCUGCACAGUUAAUUCAGCAGUGCCAUAACACCGCUACUGAAUUUACAGCAUGAAACAGAUAGUGAGCCCUGUGUAGACAAAUUACAGAAUAAAUGGCUCAUGAUUCAAUCCCUUAAUUGAAUCAAAACCAUACAGUGUGACCAGUGCAGUACGAAUCCUGAAUGAGUCAAUUCUUUUUAAUGAAUCAAAAACAUACAGUGCAGUUUAGAAAAAAAGGACUCUAUAAGACAGUUUUUUUUUUUACUGAAUCAAGAUCAUUUAGCACAGUUACUAUUAGUAUACUACAGUUACAGUUAGUAUACUAGGAUUCCUGAACAAAUGAUUCUAAUAAAUCAGGUUUUUUUAAUAUAUAAAACACACAAUACAAGUACAGUACGCUCUUACAAAUAAAGGUUCCUUAGUGGCAUUGAUGGUUCCAUUUAGACCCUUUAACAUCCAUGGAACCUUCCAUGUGGAAGUGGAAAAAAAUUGGAAAAAGCUUCUGAAAAAUACAAGAAUACUAAAAUGUUCACUUCAAGGUUCUUUGGGGAACUAAAAAUGGUUCUUAUUGCACUGCUGCAAAAAAACCCUAUUUAAGUGUAACUAAUCAGCAUAUUGACUGACUGGUUGUUAAUAUGACAACAUGUAGUUACUGGUUUUGUAGUUUAAAGAUACAUAUUAUGUGUUUUCUUAUUAGUAUUUUAUAAAUAUAAAUAAAAUAAAUUGUUUGUUUACCCUGUUGAAAAAUCCAGCAUAUGCUGGUUAGGUAUGUUUUGAAGAAUGGCUGCUGGUUUAAGCUGGUCUUUAGCUGGUCCUAAGCUGGUCCUGAGCAGGAGCUAGUUGCUUAGGAUCAGCACAUGACCAGCUAAAAACAAGCUUAAACCAGCUCAUGACCAGCUAAGAACCAGCUUAAACCAGCAGCCAUGCUUCAAAACAUACCUAACCAGCAUAUGUUGGAUUUUUCAACAGGGUAGUACUUUUGUUAAAUAUAUUUAAGGACAAUUGGCAUUGCGUUUAUGCCGCCUCUGAAAAGACUAUUAUGAUUUUUAAAUUUAGACUAUUUUAAAUUUACUUACGGAAACAGAACCAAAACCAAAAACUUAUUCUCGAUUUCCAUUCUAAGCAGGAAAUAUGCUCAAGAUUCAGGAGACCCAGCAGAGCAGGGACAAUAACAGAUCUGGGAAGCUCAAAACACACCGUGUCACUUCUUAUACAUACAUGCAAACAUUCUCGAUUAAUUCCCUACAAAUUAUCCACUAGUGGUCAGCUGGUUUGUCUGUCAUAGAGAUGUUAGAUUCAAAACUGUAAUUCUGGAUGGAAAAAUGCUUCUUUCCAUUCAAGCUUCUUUCAUGGUCAAGCCACACUCCCUGUAUAAAAGCGCACACUAUCCACUCAGUCGUGUCUUUCGUAUAAAAGAUACUUUUUUGUGUCGGAUCACUGGUAUGACAAAAUGGAAAGAUACUAAAAGAUUCAAUCCAUAUGAUAAAAAACACACACAGGAGAAAAAAAAAUACACAAUAGAUAAAAAAGUAUUUUAAAAAGUCAUCACUUUGGUGUUCAAAAAAUGAAUUGGCAGGAAACUGUGCAAAAUGUUGUAUUAGUGCAAACUAAAAAAAAAUAUCUUGUGAAUAUUUGACAUAUACUGUACUGCAAAAUGCUGUGAGAUCUCUGCUAAUGUUACACACCCACCUGUAUGUUAGUGUUCUUAACACCCACUGAAUGUGCAAAAUAAACGUGAUACACAAUUCA